GCCGCCGCCGUCGCCUCCGCCUCCUUUCCUGCCGCCUCCUCUGCUCCCCGGGCACCGAGGGCGAUGGACGCCGGCUGCCUGUGGGCCCGCAGCCUGCUGCUCUUCCUCGGUUACCUAUUGCAAGCAGUCCUGGGCACAACAGUGAUCCCGUUAUGUGGGCCUGGUGAAAUGGAGAACUGCACAACAGCACUCAUCCAGACAGAGAACAGCCCACGUGUGGCCCAAGUUGGGAUAACAAGAUGCAAGCCUGAAAUGAAGGACUACUGCUUCCAUGGGCAGUGUGUGUACAUCGUGGACUUGGAUGAGCACUACUGCAGGUGUGACGUGGGUUUCUCGGGGGUGCGCUGCGUGCACUCGGAGCUGGUGCGGCAGCCCCUCAGCAAGGAGUACGUGGCGCUGACCGUCAUCGUGGUCCUGCUCUUCCUCGCUGCCCUCUCCCUCGCCGCCUACUACGUCUGCAGAAGGUACCGCAGCAAGAGGAGACAGACAAACGCCAGUGAAUACAAGGAAGUUGGUGCCCUAUAGGAGAAGCUGUGGCUUCCUGCAGUGUUCAGUUCAUCUGGAUGGACUUACCACCUACACGUCUAUUUAAAUGUUAUUUUUGUUAAUAAUAUUUACAAUAUUUAUAACCUUUAAAAAAUUUCAAUUGUUUGGUGAUUCAAUAAGCAUAGGUCAAGCAUUUUAUGUUCAGUGUUUUAUUUUUUUAUUAAAUAUUUCCUAAAGGGAAUCCCACCUAGGUGGUUCUUUGGGAUAGAGAUAUAUUUUUAUAAAAACUCAUCUUCUUGCUCUGGAGAGAAGAAUUUUAUAUUUAUUCUUGUGAAUAUACUCAAAGCAAUUGUAUUCCUUGAAAUAAAACUUCUAGACAAAGCCAAAA
Melospiza melodia melodia is the source of this 874-nucleotide messenger RNA. RefSeq names its product epiregulin (gene EREG). Gene Ontology annotation, molecular function: growth factor activity; epidermal growth factor receptor binding. NCBI's taxonomy places the organism in Eukaryota, Metazoa, Chordata, Aves, Passeriformes, Passerellidae. Gene Ontology annotation, biological process: positive regulation of mitotic nuclear division; positive regulation of cell population proliferation; epidermal growth factor receptor signaling pathway. The coding region runs from base 64 to 525 and encodes 153 amino acids. The record is from RefSeq and is a predicted model, not a curated record. The transcript is spliced from 5 exons.